CCUCGAGGUGGGUGGGAGGGGUGGGAGUCAAAGUUACCGGCUUGGGAACCGGUGGCCACAGCUAUGGAGCUGGGCCCCGCCGUGUCCCCCGGGCCUUCCCGCUCCUUCAAGGAGGAGCUGCUCUGUGCCGUCUGCUACGAUCCCUUCCGCGAUGCCGUGACUCUGCGCUGCGGCCACAACUUCUGCCGCGGGUGCGUGACCCGCUGCUGGGAGGUGCAGGUGACGCCCACCUGCCCGGUGUGCAAGGACCGCGCGGCCCUCGCCGACCUGCGCACUAACCACACCCUCAACAACCUGGUAGAGAAACUGCUGCGCGAGGAGUCCGAGGGCGCGCGCUGGGCGGGCCACCGAUCCCCGCGCCUCUGCCGCCUGCACCGCGGCCAGUUCAGCCUCUUCUGCCUCGACGACAAGGAGCUGCUGUGCUGCUCGUGCCAGGCCGACUCCCGGCACCAGGGGCACCGCGUGCAGCCAGUGAAAGACACUGCCCACGACUUUCGGGCCAAGUGCAGGAACAUGGAGCAUGCGCUGAGGGAGAAAGCCAAGGCCUUCUGGGCUGUGCGGCGCUCCUAUGAGGCCAUCGCCAAGCAUAAUCAGGUGGAGGCUGCCUGGCUGGAAGGGCGAAUCCGGCAGGAGUUCGACAAGCUUCGCGAGUUCCUGAGAGUGGAGGAGCAAGCCAUCCUGGAUGCCAUGGCCGAGGAGGCGAGGGAGAAGCAGCGUCUGGCUGAAGGGAAGAUGAAGCGGCUGGCAGAGGACACAGAGGCUCUGGCCCAUGAGAUUGAGCGGCUGCAGGUGGAAAUGAAGGAGGAUGACGUUUCCUUUCUCAUGAAACACAAAAGCCGAAAACGCCGCCUCUUCUGCACCAUGGAGCCAGAGCCCGUCCAGCCCGGGAUGCUCAUCGACGUCUGCAAGUACCUGGAUUCCCUGCAGUACCGCGUCUGGAGGAAGAUGGUCACGUCCGUUGAAUCUGUGCCUUUCAGCUUCGAUCCCAAUACCGCGGCCGGCUGGCUCUCGGUGUCCAAUGACCUCACCAGCGUCACCAACCAUGGCUACCGCGUGCAGGUGGAGAACCCGGAGCGCUUCUCCUCAGCGCCGUGCCUGCUGGGCUCCCGCGUCUUCUCGCAGGGCUCCCACACCUGGGAGGUGGACCUGGGGGGGCUGCCCAGCUGGCGGGUGGGUGUGAUGCGGCUGCAGCAGGACGCCGGCGCCGAAGGCCACUCGCACAGCUGCUACCACGACACCCGCUCGGGCUUCUGGUACGUGUGCCGCACGCAGGGCGUGGAGGGAGACCACUGUGUGACCUCGGACCCGGCCACGUCAGCCCUGGUCCCGGCCAUCCCCCGCCGCCUGCGCGUAGAGCUGGAGUGUGAGGAGGGCGAGCUGUCUUUCUACGACGCUGAGAGCCACUGCCACCUCUACACCUUCCACGCCCGCUUCGGGGAGGUGCGGCCCUACUUCUACCUGGGGGGCAUGCGUGGGGACGGGCCUGCCGAGCCUCUGCGCAUCUGCCCCCUGCGGAUCACGGUCAAGGAGGAGCUGGAUGGCUGAGGUUGGCCCCGAGCCGAAUGGAUGCUGCCUGGGACCGGGUCCGUGGUCCUGCUCUCUUUCUGCCCUUCCUCAGUCCACGUUCACCUCAGUACCUCUGAACCGACUGCCUCUGCCAGCAUCUUCCUGCUGACCUGUCUUGUCCUAUUCCUAUGGCUCCAGGCCCCAGACCUUCUCCUUCAUUUCUGGUCCCUUCUCUGCCCACGGUUAAAAGUCAUCCAGGAGACCCCUCACUCCCCAGAGGCAUGGCACCUUCAGGAUGUGAAUUUUCUAAACCCUAAUGCCAGGAUUUCUGGGGAUGACAUUUGCUUCUAGAAUGGGCCUGUUUUUUAAAAAAAAAAAAAUUUUUAAUGUUUAUUUUUGAGACAGAGCGUGAGCAGGGGAGGGGCAGAGAGAGAGGGAGACACAGACCCCGAAGCAAGCUCCAGGCUCUGAGCUGUCCGCACAGAGCCUGACGCAGGGCGGGCCCAAACCCACGCACUGAACCCGCAAGAUCAUGACCUGAGCUGAAGUCCAAGGCUUAACCGACUGAGCCACCCAGGCGCCCCUAGAAUGGGCCCGUUUUAAAACGUAGGUUUUAUUAUCCAGGUAUGGCAAGGCCAGUGGACCUGGAGAGGGCCGCAGUUGAAAAGAGAUUGUUAUUUACAGCUCCCAAGAGGAGGGCCCCACCGCACCUUUGGGAGUAGCCACACAGGGCAGCGUCAGGGGAAGCAUCAGGGUCUGUGAGGAGGCAGGGGGAGUUGAGGAAGCACAGGUUGGAGACUUUAUUGUGGUUUCAGCGAUAGGAACAGGUGGGGCAGGGCUCUGGGUAGACGGGUUUGAGAUCUAGUUCGAAUCAUUUUGGCAGGCUCUGGGACAUAGGGGCUGUCCCCAGUUGUCAGGGAUGAUCCAGAGGGGAACCUUGGCCCCCAGUGUGAGAGCCAGGUAAAGGAAGUGGUUGGGGGUAUAGCUCAGGAUGGGUUGGUUUGCAUAUGAAAGGCGUGCUCACCGGGGAGUUGAUUGCUUUCUCCUGGGAGGAACUGGUUCCCCAGGCCCGUGAGGCCCCAGAUGCCAGAGCCUCAAGAAUACCGAAAAUAAGAAAAUAUAGUUCAUUCAGGGCUGCUGCUGUGGCUUUGGGGCAGGACCUGGGCUCAACUUGUCUAUCACUUUAUACCAGUAUUUUAAAACUGCUCCCCAGGAUCCCCUGUGGUCCCCUUGGGGAAUAGGCAAGGCUGCCCAUCAGAUUAGCUCUGAUUUAUCUAUUUGCACUUCUUGGACUAUUUCACUUAAAAAACACUUUUUUUUUUACAUUUUAGCCUUAAAAAGUGACUUAUACAAUGCAAGUGGAAAAAACCCCACAAUUUGAAAAAGCACAGUUUAGACCCGUUCCUUCUCUGGGCUUCAGUUUCCUCAUCUGGGGUUGAGAUAGGAGGACUGGGAAAUUAUGUCCUGUGAUUGCUGUGGAAGAAACAGCUCUGAUUCGUCCUCAUAAAGUAAUGAGGGACCCCUUUCAUUCAGGUCUGGGGUGAGAAGGGCGGGAGAUGGCCUCGCUUGGCCUUUGCUGCCCUCCCUGGCCUCAGCUGCUUGUCUUACACCCUGUCGCCUUUCGUGUUAUCAUCCUGAUUGCUUCUGCCCCCUUUCAAUUCCUGUCGUGCCUACAAACUUGCACCUCCAUCUUCCUCCUUGCUCAUGCCUGCAGAUAAAUGUUGAUUGUCCGCUUGCCCUGUCCCAGGAAACGGCGUGGUAGGAGGAAAUACUGUCCCGUGGGGGUGGUGGUCUAAUCAGGGGGCACGUUCCCGACCGAGGACUCGAGUUCUUUCUAACCCCUGUGCCCCCACCUCACAGAAAUGGGCUUUUAAAACAGAAAUGACGACUCAAAAC
Molecule: messenger RNA, 3402 nt
Organism: Lynx canadensis (Canada lynx)
Lineage: Eukaryota; Metazoa; Chordata; Mammalia; Carnivora; Felidae
Gene: TRIM35
Product: tripartite motif containing 35
Exons: 6
Coding region: 64-1545 (493 amino acids)
Biological process (GO): innate immune response; positive regulation of apoptotic process
Molecular function (GO): protein binding; zinc ion binding
Source: RefSeq, a predicted model, not a curated record